AUGUUUUGGAGAUCUAUCGGACAAGACCCAGGCAUUUUAGAUCAUUCCCCUAGUCUAGCCCCCAAAGAAAUGUGCCGUAUGAAAACUUCAUUGAGGCUGUUACUUAGUAGAUGGCUGGCCAAGCCAUCGAUGCACCCGGAUCAGCACAGGGCCAUAGACAACAGCGACUUUGUGGAGUCGAUUCAAGAACCCAAUCACUUCCCAUCUGGCCGGUCCAGCCGAGCGACUGCUGCAUCUGUUUGCACUGACUCUAGCGUCACUGAGCAUUGUUGUUCAGAGGAGUACACUCCCAAAGAAUCAGAGAAAAAGCUGAGGAGUCUUGUCAAUCAGCGCUCGAGAUCAAUCAAACGUUUCCUUUGGGAUGAGCCGCUGGGUCGACCGGUGCCGGCGCGGAACUCGAUCGACAGUAAGUUGACCGCCGUUGAGUCGGUCUGUUCCCGGACCCCGUCCGAUUCGGCACAGCUCAAGCUCCGAUCGGCGCACCGGUCGAUCUCCCCGUUCGCUCUUGCCACCUUUGCCGCCGAUCCUCACCCGAUCUAUUCUCAGCCUCCCCAACCACCCCCGACGUGCCCCUUGCCAUCACUGCCCGUUGACCUCCCGGCGUCGUCCAGUAAUAACUCACCCUCCCCGGCCCAGCCGAGCUUCUCAGCUUCGGCGGCCAGUCUGUCGUCGCUCUCCCGCGGGCCCAAGCCUGCGCUACACUUGCCUCCUCGCCAGCAGUAUCCCAGCCUCCCACAGCUGCACUCUCAAGCUAGUCUCCAGAAUGUGCAUCCAUGCAUUUCUUACCGUCAGGCUCACCAGCCAGCCGAAGAUACUUUCUACGAUGAUGACCCGUUCGCGGCCGAAAGAAUCGUGGUGACCGGGCCCCGUCACCGCCAGGCCAGCUCGGGAUGGCCUGAUGACGAGUCCGUCGAUCCGCUAGGCCCGGUCGCCCGCCACAGCAGGCCGAAUUCCGUCUAUACGGCUGCAUCCGAAUCUUGUUAUUCUGUCAACACCACCAUCGACUCCGGAGUCGUCCCUUCACCCUUUGGUGGAUAUGUCUUUGCUACCACGCCCCGCACGCAAGGUCCACCCACCUCAAUCUCUACCAGUGGCGAAAGUCAGGAGGGAGUGAUCACCCCAAGCAUCUCCGGCGAAGAUGAUGAGCUUAGCCAGAUCGGAGUACCCCAGCUACACCGACUGACUAUGACCUCUCCUGAGGUCCCUUCCCCCAAGGAGCUCCACAUUGUCCCCUCUCCUCCUCCGCUUGCCGAGACUUUCAGCUUCGGAUUACCCAGUCGAUUUGACGGGUUUUUCUUUGGAUAUCAUCGGCGCCCCGAUCCGAAGUACCAUGCUGGUCCGGCCAUGAUCCUCAAAGUAUCUCCACCUAUCAGCUCGACCGCCUUCAGUCCGGGAGAAUCAAUCCGAUUCAAAAUCACACUUGCGAACCUUUUUGAUCAUGUCAUCGUCAGUUUUGUCGGCGAAUCCAGACUCCUCGGUGAACAUAAAAUCAAAUCUCAUCGGUUCCUUAAACAUGAAGUCGACCUCGAUUCUCCCGGGAAAUAUGGCUGUUGGGAGGUCCAACGUGGUGUCGACCCUAAGGAAUGGCUCGUUCAUUUAAAAAUCCCGUCCAUUUCUAAUUGCAACUGUAAAGAGAAAUUGGACAAGAAUCACUUCGGAGAACUAGAUAUACCUUCGAGUACGAUUAACAACAAAAUCUUUAUCGCUUAUCAUCUGAUCAUCCGAGGAAUCGGAAAACAGAAGAAAGCCGAGAAACCAACUAAGAAAAAGAAGAAAUCGAAAGGGGAAGAAAGAGUUAGAUUGACAGUAAUGGUCAAAAAAGAAAAAACUCCUUAUCCAGCAACACUUCCUGAAAAGGUCUGGGUUGCUGGUGAACACAAUUAUUCGUGUGUAUCAAUCGAAUGA
Puccinia triticina is the source of this 1905-nucleotide messenger RNA. RefSeq lists its product as uncharacterized. The coding region runs from base 1 to 1905 and encodes 634 amino acids. The transcript is spliced from 4 exons. The record is from RefSeq and is a predicted model, not a curated record. NCBI's taxonomy places the organism in Eukaryota, Fungi, Basidiomycota, Pucciniomycetes, Pucciniales, Pucciniaceae.